This is a messenger RNA of Anopheles cruzii, 1845 nucleotides long. RefSeq names its product nischarin. Lineage: Eukaryota; Metazoa; Arthropoda; Insecta; Diptera; Culicidae. The record is from RefSeq and is a predicted model, not a curated record. Gene Ontology annotation, cellular component: cytoplasm. The transcript has 4 exons. Bases 114 to 1661 code for a protein of 515 amino acids. Gene Ontology annotation, molecular function: phosphatidylinositol binding; protein kinase binding.
UAAUGUUUGUUAAUCGUUCGUUAAAUCGUAAAACACACUCAGGCUGAACGUGUCUCGGCCUCCUUGAUGGGUCAUUAACAGGCGGCAACAGCAGGCAACGAUUGGCCGGCAAAAUGUCCAACUAUCAGCUGAACUCGAACGAGACGAGUCUCUCGAUACCGCGCAUAAUUACCGUGGAUAGUGUGAACUACUACGAGAUUCUGAUCAAAUGUGGCAACGUCAUGUGGACGGUCAACCACCGGUUUCGGGACUUCGUUGAGCUUCACGAUCGGUUGGUGGCGGACAGGGGCGUAUCGAAGGAUAAGCUGCCACCGAAGAAGGUGCUCGGCAGCAAGAGUCCCACGUUCCUGCGGAAGCGCCAGGAAGCGCUUGAGCGGUACCUGAAGGAGAUGCUUAUCUUCUUGAAGGUGACAAUGCCGAAGGAGUUUGUCGAGUUUCUUGACUUUCAUCGCUACGACAUCGUCUUCAUGGUGCAGCAUCUGGCCAGCUCGCUGUUUCUGCGCGGGGAAGCCUUCCUGGCGAAGUCGAAAAAGUAUGGCUUCUCGGUGCUGGAACUGCACGCCAUCAGCGAGCGGCGGAAGAUACCGUGCCCGGCAACCGAGGCGGCCGAAAGUUGCUACAAUUUCUCGCACAUACUCGACUUUUGCGCCCAGCUAGAAACGAUCAUCGUGCUGCCUACGAAAAACAGUCUGCCCACGAUCCUGUACGACGACGACACGGACAAGUACAUUCCGCACGCGCUCCACAAGCCUAUCGGGAGCAGCAACCUGAUCCCGGUGCAGCUUCGGUAUGAGCUGAGCGUUUUCAAAGCACUGCGUAAUCUCAUCAUUUACGGCGUUCCGACGGAAAACAUUGAGAAUGUAGGUGCCUUGCGUGAGACGCUUACGCGGUUAGAGGUGUACAAAAGUGAAACGAAACAGAUCUGCCAAAUAGCGCUGUGUGAUAACGUGCAUAAGAAUGCUGGCGAAGACGAGCUGGACAAGUUGAAGCAAUGGAAAUUACUUCGGCACGCCGUGUUCAAGGAGAAUCGGUUGACAAAAAUCGACCGCACGAUACGGCUGUUUCCCAGCCUAAAGGACCUGGUGCUCGAUAAGAACCACCUUGAAAGCAUCGCCCACCUGAGCCACCUGAAUAACCUGCAGGUGCUGAGUCUUCGUUGCAACCGACUAGAACAGUGUCCCAACUGGCAUCUGCAGCUCGGCAAUUUGGUGGCCCUGAAUCUCUCGCAGAACCGAAUCCGCCUCCUGGAAGGUCUCGCCCGACUGUACUCGCUGGUCAGCCUCGAUCUGAGUUGCAAUUUGAUCGACGACAUUAACGAGAUCGAUCACAUUGGCAAUCUGCCGUUGCUGGAGAAUUUGCGCUUGCUGGGGAACCCGGUAGCUGGCGGUGUCGAUUAUCGUGCCCGGGUGUUGUCCCGUUUCGGCGACCGCUUGCAGGAGAUCUAUCUCGACAACGAGAAGGGCAACCAGCCGGAGUACGAUACGGCGCUGGUGCUUUCGGCGCUUCGAAUAUCGGCCCAAAAGUCGCAACGCAAACUCCACAGUCUGCUGGACAGCAGCAGCAGUAGCAGCGGUACUAUCGAGAAUGAUGCUGGCGUGUCGUCCGACCCGUCAACGCCCAGCACAAGCAAGGGCGACAUUCGACUGCCCGGAAGCAGAUGAUUAAUGGUUUUAGUGUGAGCGAGCUGUUAUCGAGCGCACUGUCCGAGAGGGACUAUGCGAGAGUUCCCAUUCUGUUUUAUGUGUCGUUGACCCGAGAUCGAGAAGCUGUCUAUUUCUUCAUGUUGGCUCGUGUAAGAGUAAUUGUACGCUAUGCUGGGCCAUCUCCUUGGAAAGAGAGAUGGAA